Messenger RNA from Tetranychus urticae (two-spotted spider mite), 2913 nucleotides. Its product is annotated as 7SK snRNA methylphosphate capping enzyme. The record is from RefSeq and is a predicted model, not a curated record. Lineage: Eukaryota; Metazoa; Arthropoda; Arachnida; Trombidiformes; Tetranychidae. Gene Ontology annotation, biological process: snRNA modification. Gene Ontology annotation, molecular function: RNA methyltransferase activity; O-methyltransferase activity; snRNA binding.
AUACGAAAGAAAAUUUUCUUCUCACUUUUAACCUAAGCUUUGAUGAAAAUACAUGUCUUUCCUUAUAAUGUGUUGAUUUAUCUUGUCUUUCCCCCGCAUCUUUAUUAACUUUUAAUUACUCUAAUUUACUCAAAUUGAACCCCUUUAGUGUUCCUUUACAGUUUCCAAUGGCACUGGCCAAUGCUAAUGUCGUAGUUAAUUGUGAUGAAGAAGUUAAACCCAAAAGACGUUACACCCUAAACAGUGGUGGUGGAAGGUAUAAUAAUAACAAAAGGAAACGUCGAAAUGAUAUUGUUUUACCAACCAAGUUUCUUCUUGGAGGAAAUAUUCAUGAUCCAUUGAAUUUAGCCUCUUUCUCUGGGGCAAUUGAUCAAGUUACUCCCGAGUCAUCACCGCUUCCCACGCCUAAACACAAAAAAGAAGUCGAAGUUCUAAUUCCUGUUAAUUUACACGACCCCUUAAAUUUAAACUCGAGUGAUCCCGAAGCGAUUUCGCCAAUUCCGGUCAGUAAAAUCAUUAAAAGUCGUAAAAGAAAGCGAAAACGAACCGAUUCAGAGACAACUGUGGACGAUGAGCCUGGUGGCAUUGGAGAUGGUGCAGCUUACAUCGAUGACAAGAAUAAACAAGAUUAUUCCACCAACAAAGAGUCCACUAACGAACCCAACGAGAUUGGUUCAGUGAAUGGUACGGAAAAUGAUCAGCACGAUGAAUCUGUGAUACCAAGUAAAUGUCCUAAAACAUCGUCUAAUAAGAAAGAGAUCGAUCGUGGAAAUAAAGGGACUGGUUCUAAUCGAGGAUCGGAUCGAGGAGCAGAUAUGUUCAAAAAACCAACAAAAGAAGGUGAAAAAAAUGCAACAAGAGCUUCCAAUAAUCAUUCUCACCACCAUCAUUCACGACCAUCGCACCCUAGAUCGGGCCGCAACCAAUCGCACGCUUACCACCAUUAUUCUUAUCAUCGUCAACGUCAACAACUUCAACAUCAACAGAUGCAACACAAGUUUAGACCUAAAGAUGCAAAAUUUCAAUAUGGAAAUUAUGAUCGAUACUAUGGUUACCGUAAUCAAAAUCUAACAACAGACCCUAGGUUGCGGUGUUUCAAGGAAGAAUGGUUUGAAGACCAAGAUAUUUUGGACAUAGGUUGCAAUGUUGGCCACGUUACCUUAACAAUAGCUCGUGACUUCAAUCCCAAGCAAAUUGUUGGGAUCGAUAUUGAUGAAAACCUGAUUAAAGCAGCAAAUCGUAAUAUUAAACAUUAUGUCAACAUUAAUCAAAACUCUUCUAGAAAAAGACUGGAUACCGAAGUUCUGAAUAAAAAUAAGCGUGACAUAACAAAUCCUGAUGCGUCAUCUUCAGAGACUAUCGUUGGAAACAAUGUUGAAUUAUCUCAAACAAAUGUUGAAAAGGAUAAUGAUAACUAUUUAAACUUAGACGAAACUAAAACUGACUCACCUCAACAACCUGGAUCUACUGAAUGCCUUCAGUCCCCCAAAGAAUCUCUUUCAGCGCCCAUUAAUAUCUCUACCGAUGUUGAUUCCACAACUAAUGCCGAAUCUAUCAAAGAGAAUCAACCAUCAACCUCUGAGUCUGUUUUAAAUAUUGACGAGAAGCCCUGUCUUGAUGUAGAUGUUACUCCAUCUAAAUCUUCACUUUCAGUUACGUCGACGACAGUACAAGAAUCGGUUGAUAUCAAAAAAGAAUCAUCAAGUUGUACAAUUGAUCAACCUUCACCCUGUUUAAUUCAACAAAAUAAGACAUCAUUAGAUAAUGAUAAUUCUCAAACUAAACAAUCUGAAGAAAAUUCAGCUACUUUAAAUCAUCCAAAGUCGCCACCAGCCUCACCAAAAUCUAUUUCUAAUUUACCUCAGCAAUCCAACGUAAAUAUUACAUCGACACAAUCGCAAUUAGAUGCAGCUAGUGAAGAACAAACUCAGUCGAAAAUCUCUUCUGACACUUCAACAACCAAAAAAAUACCAGAUUUUACCAAGCCUUUAUAUUUCCCUAAAAACGUUAAAUUUAUUUGCCAUAAUUUUGUUCUCGAUUCUGAUGAUCUCCUGAAAGAAGAAAAGCCUGAAUAUGAUUGUAUCCUUUGUUUGAGCGUAACCAAAUGGAUUCAUCUCAAUUUCGGAGAUGAUGGUUUGAAAAGAGCAUUUAAACGUAUGUACGCUCAAUUAAGGCCUGGUGGGAAAUUGAUUCUCGAAGCUCAGCCAUGGUGCUCUUAUAAAAAGAAGAAGUUUAUUUCUGAAUGCACGCUAAACAAUUACUGGUCAAUAAAGUUCAAACCAGAGCAUUUCAAUGAAUAUCUUUUAUCGAAAGAAGUUGGUUUUAGUACAUUGGAGCUUGUGGAUAUACCUGAACAUGCAUCGAAAGGUUUUCGCCGACCGAUAUUUUUAUUCAGGAAACUCAAGGAUAACACGUAAUUCUGUCUUUUCAAUAACUGUCCUGGUAUCUCAGUUCAUGAACUCACCAGUCAACAUAAUCUGAGUCAUUAUUUCGACCAUAGCAAUCAUCGUUGAUAUAAAUAAAUGUAGCUAAAACCGAGUUAAUUACCACCUUGAUUCUUAUUUUCUCUCAUUUAGUUCAUUUUUAUGAGAAACAUCUAUAAAAUAUAUAAAUAGAAUGAUGACAAUGUUAAAACAAUCUAUCUUAAAAGUAUCAUGCAUAUGUAAAGUUAAUGUAAAUUAAUCGUUUUCCUCUUUCUUUGUUAAAUGUUUUUUUUGACAAAUGGUUUUCCUAUUAACUUGUAUCAUUGAUCAUAUGUGUGCUUGAUUCGCGCUUUUUUAGAACAAUAUAAUAUUAGUACAACAUUCGAUUACCCUAAAAACAAAUCUCAAGCCGAUGAGGUUUAUCUCCAAAAAAGCACACCCUGCAUUGUAAACCCACAAAAUUUGUACUUUCAAGAUUGAAAAAACUUAA